This is a messenger RNA of Chroicocephalus ridibundus (black-headed gull), 6366 nucleotides long. RefSeq names its product regulator of G protein signaling 12 (gene RGS12). Gene Ontology annotation, biological process: signal transduction; regulation of G protein-coupled receptor signaling pathway. Lineage: Eukaryota; Metazoa; Chordata; Aves; Charadriiformes; Laridae. The coding region runs from base 221 to 4402 and encodes 1393 amino acids. The record is from RefSeq and is a predicted model, not a curated record. Gene Ontology annotation, molecular function: GTPase activator activity; protein binding. The transcript is spliced from 17 exons. Gene Ontology annotation, cellular component: nucleus; plasma membrane; cytoplasm.
CCGGGUUGAGCGCCGUGACUGACAGCUCCGCGCAGCCAUUGGCCGCCGCGCCGUGUGGCGGAGUCCGGCGCCCAUCUCCUCGGUGACCGGGUGCCUCAGUAGAGUGAGCCGGAGUCUGGGGGGGACGGAGAGCUUCAUCAGAUGAAGGAGCGAUACUCUUGAAACAUGACAAAGAUCUGGACUAAUUAAAAGUUUUCCUAUUUCAGGAAAAAAAGCCAAAAUGUAUAGGCCAGGGGAAACAGUAAAACGUCGACUCAACAUGCAUGCUCCUCCUCGGAUAAGAAGCGUGGAAGUGGCUAGAGGAAGAGCAGGUUAUGGGUUUACCCUUUCAGGACAAGCUCCUUGUGUUCUUAGUUGUGUUAUGAAAGGAAGCCCUGCAGAUUAUGUUGGACUUAAAGCAGGAGAUCAGAUAUUUGCAGUUAAUGAAAUCAAUGUGAAAAAAGCCUCUCAUGAAGAUGUAGUGAAACUUAUAGGAAAAUGUUCUGGAGUCCUGCACAUGGUCAUUGCUGAAGGGAUUAGUCAUAGAGAUUCAUGUUCAAGUGAUGAAGAAGUUGGUUUUUAUGAUGGGAAGGGGUGGCUGAAACCCAAACCUGACUCUAAAGCUCUGGGUAUAAACAGAGCAGAGAAAGUUGUUGAAGAAAUGCAGUCUGGUGGCAUUUUUAACAUGAUCUUUGAGAAUCCUACUCUUUGUGCUGGUAACGUGGAUAAUACUGCACCAAAACAAAGAUCGUUUUCAGAUUCUGCUGCUAUUAGAUUUGAAACUGGCAAUGAAAGCAUAAGCAAUCCAAACCUACUGUCAAAGGAAGAAAUGUCCAAAGUCCUGAAUGAUGAUUCAGUUUUUAGAAUUGGACUGGAAAGUGCGGAAGACUUUGGAUUAGAUGCAAGCAUUUUAAAUGUUGCCAUGAUUGUAGGUUACCUAGGCUCAAUUGAACUUCCUUCAACAACCUCGAAUUUGGAAAAUGAGAGUUUGCAGGCUAUUCGUGGAUGCAUGAGACGUCUGCGGGCAGAACAAAAAAUCCAUUCACUAGUCAUGAUGAAGAUAAUGCAUGACUGUAUUCAGCUCUGCAGUGAUAAAUCAGGUGUAGUGGCAGAAUAUCCUGCGGAGAAACUGGCAUUCAGUGCUGUUUGUCCAGAUGAUAGAAGAUUCUUUGGACUAGUUACAAUGCAGACAAAUGAUGAUGCAAGCUUGGCUCAGGAAGAUGAAGGGGUUCUGAGGACAUCUUGCCAUGUUUUUAUGGUGGAUCCUGAAUUAUUUCAUCAUAAAAUUCACCAGGGCAUAGCAAGGCGUUUCGGACUAGAAUGUACAGCAGAUCCAGACACAAAUGGCUGUCUAGAGUUUCCAACAUCGUCUCUACCUGUUCUUCAGUUUAUUUCUGUUCUGUAUAGGGAUAUGGGCGAAUUGAUUGAGGGAAUGCGUGCAAGGGCUUUUCUUGAUGGUGAUGCAGAUGCUCAUCAGAAUAAUAGUACAAGCAGUAACAGCGACAGUGGAAUUGGAAAUUUUAACCAAGAAGAGAAGAAUAAUAGAGUUCUGGUGGUUGAUUUAGGCAGCAAUCCGAGUAAACACAUUCCUAACAGCAUAUGGGAAAAUCCAGUAGGAAGGGGACAAAAUCAGCCUGCUUCCCAUUGGAAUGGCUUUUGUCAUGAACAAGAAGGAAACAUUCCUUUAGAAGCAAUUCAGAAUGAUAAGUCCCAAAAUGUAAGCAAACACUUAAGUCCUUCUGCUCGUAUUGAAGUUCCACUGGUUUCCUCCCGAAAUUCAGUACCCCCAGCAAAGAAAAAUGCUGCAGGCAUAGGCAAUCAAAGGUGGUUGCCUGUGCAUGUUUUACAGGAAUGGCAGCAUGGAAAUGCCAGUGAUCAGGAGUCAUACACUGAUUCUACGGACGGUUGGUCAAGUGUUAACUGUGGAACCCUUCCCCCACCAAUGAAUAAGAUUCCAGCUGACAGAUACAGAGUUGAUGGCAGCUUUGGUCAGCCGCAGUUAAAAUCUCAUAAAAACGAAUGGUCUAAGAAGAUGUUUUGCAUGCAGAACAAAUUUGGCCCUUCGCACAGUAUUAGGAAGUCUAAAGAAGAUAAAAAGGGUGCAAAAUUUGGACAUCCAAUGGGAUUAAAUCAGGCUCCUCCCCCGCGUUCUUCUGUUCGAAGAUCAUUUGGAAGAUCUAAGCGAUUUAGUAUUACUCGGUCUCUGGAUGACCUUGAGUCAGCAACUGUUUCUGAUGGAGAGCUGAAUAGUACUGAUUUAAAAGACUGCAUCAGUGAAAACAGCCUCAGCAGCAAUGCUAGUCUUCCCAGUGUACAGAGCUGCCGACGACUUCGAGAGAGAAGAGUUGCAAGCUGGGCUGUUUCAUUUGAGCGUCUUCUUCAGGAUCCUGUUGGUGUUAAAUAUUUUUCGGAAUUUCUACGGAAAGAAUUUAGUGAAGAAAAUAUUUUAUUUUGGCAGGCCUGUGAAUAUUUUAACCAUGUACCUGCACAUGAUAAAAAAGAGCUUUCUUACAGAGCACGGGAGAUCUUCAGUAAGUUCUUGUGUAGCAAAGCUACAACCCCAGUUAAUAUUGAUAGCCAGGCACAGUUGGCAGAUGAUAUUCUCAAUUCUCCACAUCCAGAUAUGUUCAAGGAACAGCAACUUCAGAUAUUUAACCUGAUGAAGUUUGAUAGCUAUACUCGCUUUCUCAAAUCCCCCCUGUACCAAGAAUGCAUCUUAGCUGAAGUAGAAGGUCGACCUCUUCCUGAUCCUCAGCGUGUUCCCAGCAGCCCCACUUCUAAACACAGUAUCAGUUCAGAGAAGUCCAAUAUCUCAACACCGAAAAAGUUAAGUGGCAAAUCAAAGUCAGGAAGAUCUUUAAAUGAAGAGUCAGGAGAGGAGGAUACUGAGAAGAAAAAAAGGGGAACAUUUUUCUCAUGGUCAAGAAGUAAGAGUUUGGGAAAAUCACAGAAGAGAAAAGAAAAUGGUGAUUAUCCAAAUGAUUCUAUUCAGUCCAAUGGAUUGUCAUACAGACGGGAAUCACAAGGCUCCAUGUCAUCAACUGCUAGUCUUGACUUGUCUGAAGCCUCAAGAUUACCUGCAUUUGUACCAGAUAAAGAGAAAUCCCCCAAAUACUGCUGUAUAAACCUUCCGGAUGGUUCAUCCAGCAAAAUGGCUGUUAAAUCUGGAUUCUCUAUCAAAGAGGUGCUGUCUGGGCUCUGUGAGAAACAUGGCAUUAACAUAGCUGCAGUGGACCUUUUUUUAGUUGGAGGUGACAAGCCGCUUGUAUUGCACCAAGACAGUAGCAUCCUGGAGUCUCGGGACCUACGUUUAGAAAAACGCACUUUAUUUCGGCUGGAUCUUGUUCCAAUCAAUCGAUCAGUUGGUUUGAAAGCUAAACCCACCAAACCAGUAACAGAGGUCUUAAGGCCUGUGGUUGCAAAAUAUGGUUUAAAUCUUAAUGAACUUGUGGCAAGACUAAAUGGUGAGCAGGAACCACUUGAUCUUGGUGUCCCUAUAUCUAAUCUGGAUGGUCAGCGAGUUGUUCUAGAUGAAAAAGAGCCAACAAAGGGUAGAGUGUUUACAGAUAAACAAAAAGGUGCAUCAGUAAAACAGAGUGCAACUGUAACUACUUCAAGAAAUCAAGUAUCUACUGGAGAGGGAAGAACUCUAGGAAAGUCUAAUUCUAUCAAAAUGAAAGGCGAAAAUGGAAAAAAUGCUAGGGAAGUCCGGCUGUCAAAGAGAGAAGACUCUAUUGCAAAGAUUGGGAAAAAAAAAUGUCAGAAAAUAAAUUUGGAUGAAGCAGAGGAAUUUUUUGAACUCAUAUCCAAAGCUCAAAGUAACAGAGCAGAUGACCAACGUGGACUGCUAAGGAAAGAAGACCUUAUUCUUCCUGACUUUCUUCGUUUACCGCCCACUGGACCAGAACCAUCCUCAUCUACUCCCGUAGGCCCUAAAGGCCUCAACAAGCGAGUUUCAAAAAAUGAUGGCAAGGAUGGAUGUACAUCACCAACUGGACAACAGGAGUCCUUGCAAAACUUUAAUGAAAAUUCAGUUAAGAAAAUGGGUUACUCAGAGAAUAAACAUAAAUCUGCUUUGACAGCACUCCACAGUCAGAAGACUUUCAGUGUUCCUUUUAAUACUGCAUUGUCUCCAAUUCCGCAUGCACAGGAAAACAAUGCAACAAUAUGGAAAAGGCAGUCAAGAGAAUUGCAAGCUGAAGGCAUACAGACGGUGGAUGAUGAGAAUGUGGCAGACUUGACUCUUGUGGCUGAAGGAGAUAUUAGUAGUCCUAACAGCACUUUGCUACCACCGCCACCACCAACACCACCGUCAGACAUCAGUAAACUCACAGAAGCCAACUAUCCACCCCCAACUCCUUUUGCAGGUAAUCAGGAAAAAUCUGGAUAUCAAAGAUCCAAUUCAGGUAUUUCUAGAUUUUAAUAGUCUUUCCUUUCAUGUAAAACUACUUUUCCUUGGCACUGUUAAUCAUUAUUUGGCACCCAUUAAAACAAGAAAGAAAAUUCUCUCUGCACCUUAAGUUUUUUACAAAAAAAAAAAAAUUUUCAUUGCCUUAGUCUGUACUAACUGUAAUAUUUCUGGUUGCCUUUAACAAUGUACUUUUGUUUGGCUUUGGCAUGUGGCCGGAAAUGGACACAUGCAGACAAACCUUUAAAAUACAUCCAUGUACUAUAAUUAUCUCACUCUUUACCCUAGGAGUACAAAACACGAUAUCAGCAUUUUGAGCUGCAUAACACUGUUGCGUUCCAGAUUUUCUGAUCCAUUUGUCAUAAUGAGAUACAUGAUUAGGGUUUGGAAGUUUUAAGUGCUUUAGCAGGAACCCUAAUUAUGUGUUGAAAAUUGCAUUCCUGUUUAUGAUUAAAAUUUGAAAUGGGUAAACCUUAAUUUAAGAAAUAUUUCUCUAGUAAAUUAGAUUUUUGUGACUAAAAAUAAAAAUGUUAGGUUUUUUUUAACCCAUACUUUGCUACACAGAGAAAUAGGUUGCAUCUAUCACGCUUUCUCCCAGAAUAUUCACAUGUGAAAUAACUCUUCCUAUUAGAUCAUUUUAAAGAAAAUAUGUAACUUUUUUUAGGAUGUAAGUUUCAUGGUCUAGCAAUAUCACAGAGCAAUAUUAGCGCAAGGCUGAAGUAUGGAAUUUCUUUAUAAACACGGACUCUAAUCAUAAUUGGUAUUACCGGAAACAAGAGUUUGAAGACAAUGGGUGUUGUGACAUUGACGUUUUACAGUCAUUGUACUGUACAUUUUAAUGUAAAAUAUAAGAAGAGGUAUCUAUGUGCUACAUUUAUUUUUGAUGUUUCACAAACAUGUGGUGCCAUAAUUUGUAUGAUCACAUUUCUUUGUGAUGUGGGAAUAUACAUUUUAAUUAUUUAUCUUUUUACACAGAGUAUUUGAUACUGUUCUUUAUCUGUAUGGUUGAUGAUUUGUAAAUACUUCUUUGGUUGUUGGAUGCUUAUAAAUGGCAAUGCAGAUUAUUUCUUCCUCUCGGUAUUUUAAAAACAAAUUCCUUUAUUAGUAGUGUUUGAGAAAUGUUCUAUAAGCGCUACCACUUAAUUUCUGAAACUGGGUAUUGAACAGACUUGUAAUCAGUGCCUACACAUAACAAAAACACAAAAUGUACUUCAGACUUAUUGAUGUGUAUAUGCAUAGAUUUGUGUUGGUGUCUUUCUGAUAAUAUGACAAGUGUACAACAUAGGUAUCAAUUUGCAUAUUUUUCAGUGAGAACUGUUAAAAAAACCAUUUGCACUUAAAAAAAACUUCAUGAAUUUACAGUAUUUUAAUGCAUGCCAUACAUUUCUGUGUAACCACUGAACUGUAGCUUUCCCUUUUCCCACUUUCUACUUUUUACUUUGUAGAAAUCUUUGUGUAGUUUUCACAUGUAUUUUGUAUCUUUGUUCUCUCAGGAGUAAUAAAUUCUAGACCUAGUUACGCAAACUGGUUUUAAGCUUUGAUUUUCUUCAUUAUUUAAAAAUGGUUCUUUCAGUCCUGGAUUAAGAAUUCUGAUUGAAAUUAUCUUCUAAUAACAAACAGAUUAAUAGAUAUGAACUAGCAAUUGCCAUGAGACAAAGCUGACAAACGUUAUAUUUGUUAAUAAUCUGGAUAUCAAAGGGUAAAUGCUGUCUUGAGAUGCUGAUGGGUCACAUGUGAAAUCCAUAGCAUUGACAUGUGCACCAGAAGGCAGAUAAGACAGGAGAUUUCUUUAAAUGAGUCAUAACAGGAACUCCUGAAAGGAGAGUCUCUUCUGUCUUUGGGUUCUUGGGCUAAACUUUAUAUUCAUUACUUUCCUUCUUAUUUUAAACUAAAGCAAUUCUUCCCUGGCCUUUAAGAAACGAGCUGGUGAUCUCGGUUCAUUUGAUGUGGGGUAACCAAUGUAACAACCUCUUUACUGA